CUGCAUUCUUCAACGAUCGUGUGAGACAGGAGCUGAAGUCAAGAGAAGAAGGAAUACUACCAUUAGUAAAGGCGAAUAUUUUGUCGUUCUACUAUUUACGUGUUCGGCAAUGGCCUCUUCCAAGGAAAUGCAAACAUCAGCGAGGCCAUUGACCCAACACCGUCAAUCUAUCCCUUCCGGCUCGACGUCUUCCUUGGGCGCCGCGAGGCCAAUGUCCCAUUCUCGCAAUAAUUCUCACACCUACUCCGCUUUGUCCGGCGCCCUCAAUGCCACCCAUCGCGUAACCCGUCGGAAGAGUAUGACCAACACCGCCGCUAACGUCGCAGCCGUUGCAGCCGCUCUCGAGGAGGCUGGCGACAAGGUUGGACCCCUCCCCAUCGCCGUCAGUUCCCGUCGCGGUACCAUGUCUAAGUCCGCCGCCGCAAGAUCAGCCAUCGUCGGCAGCUUACCUUCUCCGCCCGCGAGCUUGCCCACACAUAGGUUCUCCAUGAGUAUGAAGCCCGAAGGGUCGGAGGAUGCCAUCGACGACGAUUCGAACGACAUGUCGGCCGACGAAGGAGAGGGAGGGCUGCAGAAAGCUCGCAUUAGGCGAGCGAGCGACGGUCAGCCCUUGACGAAGGAGGGCAAGAAGAGCAACCGAAUUGAACUCCGCUGCGACAAGUGUGGAAAAGGAUACAAGCACAGCAGUUGCUUGACCAAGCAUUUGUGGGAACAUACUCCCGAGUGGUCUCUCACGUCAAAGCUGCUCAUAUCCAAGCACCAACAAGUUCAACUGCUCGAGGCGGCCUCGGUUCUCGUCGCCAUGAACACCAACGACGCGACCACCCCGCCCGACUCUGCCAAAGAUUUCGCUAGCGACCCGGAAUCGGCUUCUCCUACCGCAUCGGGCUAUUCGGAGGUCCACGACGGCCGCAGUUCUGCUGACACCACCCCACCGCCGCAACCGGAGGCCUUCAGCACGACUAAUACUCUUGCUUACCGCACAGCGCCAAAGAGAAACAGCAAUGGAAGCGGCUAUUCGCUGUCUCUCCAAUCGGCUGCGUCAGGUUCGUUCUUCCCGGGCAGCGUGCCUAAUGGGAAUGCAUUUGGUCACUUCCGACACGCGAGCAUGGACCGACGCCCUCCAUCUUCGGGCAUGAACAGUACCGGCCAAGAUGAUCGCGACCUUGCCGCAGCGGUCGAGUUGCUUAGCUGCAGCUUUGGCAGCAGCGGAGGGGGCCGAGAUGCCAGGUUGCCCAACGACGCUCCCCCCGUACCGCCGCUGCCUGCUCAAUACCUUGACCACGUAUCCUUCGCUAGCACGAGUUUUAUCAACAGUUUCCCGUCCGGUCAGAUGCCAGAGAGCUUCACUCGAGGCGAGGUUCGGCACACGGAAGAUGUGAAGAUGGAAGACAGCGAGAGCAGCGUGAUGGACGAAGACGAGGGAGAUAUGCGCUCCAGGGCGCGUAGCAGCGAGGAGGACGACGAAAUGAUGUUUGGCCGUAUGGAGGACUAGGCUCUGGAUCGUUCACUCGAGAGAUGACAUGAAACGAAUCAUGGCGUUUUGUUGAUUUCCUUUGUGUAUCGCCGUAUAUCAAAUUUUGUAAAGGAGGUGGUUCGCUCCGCGGCCGAAAUCUCAGCACCGAAGAAUGGAGGGCGCUGGGGAAAGGAUAACCCACAUUCUCCAAGAGGUUAAAGUGAGGAUCGGAGGGAGCGUCGAGCGAACACCUAACAUAGUCGAGAUUUUCAGGGAGGGCAGAGAGGACAGGAACGGUUUCUCAUGGGGCAAAGUGUGUGAUGUCUGAUAAUAAGACCGAGAACACCUAUUUGUUCUUU
Molecule: messenger RNA, 1815 nt
Organism: Annulohypoxylon truncatum
Lineage: Eukaryota; Fungi; Ascomycota; Sordariomycetes; Xylariales; Hypoxylaceae
Exons: 3
Coding region: 110-1495 (461 amino acids)
Source: RefSeq, a predicted model, not a curated record